AUGGCCACAUCAACACUAGACGAGGGCUUACUCACCUACCUCAAGACCCACGCCCCAAACAACGCCGCAGACGAGACCGACGCCGUCAAGGCUUCGCAGGCCCUCCUCCCCCAAGUCACGUACACCGACGCGGAGAAAGCCGAGCUUAACCAGUGGCUCAUCACUGCCUCCCACAUUGCCUCCAGUACCGAGGACGCCGCAAAGUCCGCCGAGCGCCUGUCAGCCCUGAACACACACCUUUCGAGCCGAACCACCCUCCUCGGCGCGAAGCCUUCCGUCGCCGACAUUGCCAUCUACCAGAAGCUUGCGCCUGUCAUCUCCAAGUGGACUCCAGAGCAGAGGACUGGAGAGCAAGGAUACCAUCACAUUGUCCGACAUGUCGACUUUGUCCAGAAUUCGCCCGUCUUUGGCCUGAAGCUGGACGACAAGGUCAAUGUUGAUCUAGACAAUGUCGUCUUCAAGAUCAAGCCGGUAGACGCAAAGGCUGAGAAGGAGCGCAAGAAGAAGGAGAAGGAGGCUGCCGCCGCAAGUGCUGCUGCAUCAGGCGCUACACCAACCACCUUGACAGGGGAGCAGGGAGGUCAAGGCGGGAAGAGCAAGAAGGACAAGGCCAAGGAUACGGCACAAGCGGCUGGUGAGGCCAUAGCAUCGACGGUCGUCGGCAAGCCUACAGGACCACCUGAGGGUGCACCAACCAAGAAGAAGGAGAAGAAGGAGAAGCAGCCCAAGCCUCAAAAAGCAGCGCCAGUCGAGAAACCCCUUUCACCCGCCCUCAUCGACCUGCGUGUUGGCCACAUCCUCAAGGCCGAAACCCACCCCAAUGCCGACUCCCUCUUCGUGUCUACAAUCGCAUGUGGCGACGCCCCCGGCACCGAUAAUACAUCCGAGUACGAAGGCCAGGUGGUACGAACCGUCUGCUCUGGCCUCAACGGCCUUAUUCCCCUCGCUGAAAUGCAAAACCGCAAAAUCAUUGCUGUAUGCAACUUGAAGCCUGUCACUAUGCGUGGCGUCAAGUCCUGCGCUAUGGUGCUUGCGGCGUCGCCAAGGAUUGCGGAGGGUGAGGUAGAUAGCCACAAGGGACCGGUUGAGCUGGUGAAUCCACCUGCUGAUUCAAAAGCUGGAGACCGAGUGUACUUUGAAGGCUGGGAGGGUGAGCCAGAGGGUGUGCUCAACCCGAAGAAGAAGAUUUGGGAGGCAAUUCAACCGGGUUUCACAACAACAGAGGGUCUUGAGGUUGGGUUCGAUGUUGGUGUCGUUCCACAAUUGGCGGGCGAGGGCGCGGAUAAAAAGACGGGUGUUGCGAAGUUGAGGACAGCGACGGGACUGUGCAGUAUUCCCACCCUGAAGGGUGCGAUUGUGCGAUAG
This is a messenger RNA of Cucurbitaria berberidis CBS 394.84, 1365 nucleotides long. Its product is annotated as nucleic acid-binding protein. Bases 1 to 1365 code for a protein of 454 amino acids. NCBI's taxonomy places the organism in Eukaryota, Fungi, Ascomycota, Dothideomycetes, Pleosporales, Cucurbitariaceae. Gene Ontology annotation, molecular function: tRNA binding. The transcript has 2 exons. Gene Ontology annotation, cellular component: methionyl glutamyl tRNA synthetase complex. The record is from RefSeq and is a predicted model, not a curated record.